GCCAAAAGAAAAAGUUGAAGAAUUUUCUUCGUUUCUAUUUUCAGGAAUUUUCGCAGUAAGAAUUCUUCUAAAUCUUUUAAAUUGUUGAAACUUGUCUCUUACUUGCCAUUUACGAUAAGAAAGUUGUGCAGAAGAAGCAAUUGCUGCGAUGGAAGCAUUAAUCGACGAAGUAGAAUCGCUUGAAGCGAUUCUUAUGGAAGAUGUACAAAUUACUCGAAAUCCAGAUACAAAUUUUCCGGAAUUGAUAGAGACAACUGUUUUUCCGACAACUUGUGAAGACACGGAGCGCCAAUAUGUCUGUAUUACCCUUCAAAUUAUGCCAACCAAAGAGUAUCCGGAAACAAAACCGGAUUUUAAGCUUCGAAAUCCCCGAGGACUUGACGAUGCGUGCAUCAAUGCAAUUGAAAAAGCAAUUAUUGCGAAACUUGAUGAGUCCAUUGGAUUGCCCGUCGUGUUUGAUCUCAUCGACUUGAUUCGGGAAUGUUUGACGGAAAGCAAUGUUCCAACGGGACAGUGUGUCAUUUGUUUGUAUGGCUUUCAAGAAGGCGAUGAUUUCACAAAAACUUCCUGUUAUCACUAUUUGCACAGUCAUUGUUUGGCCAUUUGGUUGCAAAAUGCCAAACGAAAUUUCAACGAUGAACAAAGUAAGUUACCAAAUUGGCAACGUAGCGAAGCGAAACCCUUUCAAAGUUCAUGUCCUGUGUGUCGCGAGCCGAUUGACAUCGAUAUCGAACGUUUGAAGGAAGCCAAGACGCCGCAAGAGCUCGAAAAUGCGCCACAAUUCACGCUCACAGAGGAACUGAAACAAUUGCAAGCGGAAAUGACAAAACUUUUUUUGCAUCAGAAGCAAAAUGGAGGCAUCAUUGAUACGAGUGUCGAAGAUAAGACAUUGAUUGCAAUUGAUCCGGAAGGCGCUGCGAACGAACCAAAGAGGAAACCUGCGCCUCCGCCCCAGACUGACUCUGCCAAAAUUCGCUCAAAUCAACAACCAUCAAAUUCCGCACAAAAGAAGCAGCAACAACAACAAGACGACGAGAACGAAUCGGAAGAAGAUGAAGUUGAUGACAGGAGACGUCGUAUUGGAGGGCGCCGAGAUCGUUAUUACAAUCACAAGGGCAAACGCAACUACGGUCGACAUCGCAAUCAUGACAGCAAUCGGUGACAAUUAUCCUGCAAUCGCACACUUGUCGCAGCUUUGUGUCACUUUUUCGGCGCCGAGGAAGAAGUGAGCCCAUGUCAUUUGCUAUGGCUGAACAAUUUCAGCCAUCAACUCAUAUAACAUACGAACAUUGACCUCUUGGAAUAUCAUGCGUUGUUAAAAUUGUGAUAUUUUUGGUUAACUAUUAUUAUUUGCUUGAUUUGGAUUAUUCGAAUAAUUUUAGUUAGUGAACGAUUUGUUAACGAAUUUCCUAUUAGUUAGUUGUAAUUGACUUCAAAUAUACAUUUUUUUUUUGUAUAUUUUUACCCUUUUACAAAGAAAAAUAGACUUUAAUUAGUUAGUCAAUUACUAAAUAGUAUAAUUCUUAAAAAAUAAAUAAUUAUUGCAAAAGUGACUCUUCCACGAAUUUAAUUUAAAUUCGAUUACGCUUAUCUUAAAAUAUAAGACAGAACAAAAACUCGAAACGUGACAAGUUUUCGCGAACGUAACGUAAGAUACCUAAUAUAAUUUACGUUAAAAAAGUUGUUGACUAUAGAGAUAAAGUGACAUAUUUUUAGGAGACAUUCGAUUCUAAACAUCCAUUAAGGUAUGCGAUAUCGUGAGUUUUUACAAUGAAACACCCCGAAUAUGCAAAUUUCGUAUUAUUAUAAUUUCAUUAAAAAAUUCCUUAUUUAAUAAGUAUCAAUCAAUGAUUUUAUAAUUUAUUUAUAACAAAUGAUAUUCUCACACAAGUGGUUGAUAUUCUGAAACUGGGCAUAUAGAGCAAAAGUAAAACAUAUACUUAAUCAAUUUACAUUAAAAAUUAAUAUAAAACACAAGAAAAAUCAAAUAUUAAAAUUAAUCAUAAAUAACACAAUAAUACGUCAUACAAAAAAUGGUUACAUUUUUAUUCCAUAAAUAAUAUUCGAAAAAUGACAAAAAAUAAUCGACAUAAAAAAAUUGCAUUCCCUUUCUAGUCAAACUCAUACAAGUCAAAGUAAAAUUUAAUUAAUAUGUAUAAUAAUUGUCACCACGAUACAAAAUAAAACGUGUCAUCGAUUAACUAUCAUGAUUUGAUUGAUUUGCCGUAAUUCGACAUUAGUUUAAUUGAAUAAUUAAUGCAAAAAGCAGCAACUGUUAUUGUCUCGCAUCAUCUUGUUUGCGAAUGUAGUAAUUUAUUUAGCAUCGCUUUAUUAAAAAUUAUUAUUAAUAAAUAUUAGAUUACUUUAAAUGAUAGUUUUAAACACGCUUCUGGACAAGUGUGAACAGAAAGAACUUUGAGUGACGUUUAAUUUACUUGUUUUUAAUAAAAUAAUACUAUAACAUUAAUAUUUAUUGUAUAUUAAGGCAAAAAUGAAAUUAAAUUUAUUAUUCUUUUGACAUUGUAAACUUAUCACACGUACAUUAUCACGUUUUUGUGAAAA
Molecule: messenger RNA, 2562 nt
Organism: Culicoides brevitarsis
Lineage: Eukaryota; Metazoa; Arthropoda; Insecta; Diptera; Ceratopogonidae
Product: E3 ubiquitin-protein ligase RNF25-like
Exons: 3
Coding region: 149-1162 (337 amino acids)
Biological process (GO): protein ubiquitination
Cellular component (GO): nucleus
Molecular function (GO): protein binding; ubiquitin protein ligase activity
Source: RefSeq, a predicted model, not a curated record